Drosophila sechellia is the source of this 2776-nucleotide messenger RNA. RefSeq lists its product as uncharacterized. Bases 366 to 2576 code for a protein of 736 amino acids. The transcript is spliced from 2 exons. The record is from RefSeq and is a predicted model, not a curated record. Gene Ontology annotation, biological process: glycolytic process. Gene Ontology annotation, molecular function: pyruvate kinase activity; potassium ion binding; magnesium ion binding. Lineage: Eukaryota; Metazoa; Arthropoda; Insecta; Diptera; Drosophilidae.
UUCCCUUAGAUCAUAAUUGUUUAGCCUCAAAAUUCAGAUUUUUAUUAAAUUUAUCAUAUAUUUGGUCCGCAUUACGCAAAAUUUUUUUCAAAAUUCGAAAAUACGCCGGAAAUCUUUGUCAGAGGGCAAGCCUCUGCGUUGCGUCACCAUGCCUUAGAUGUCGCUGCUAUGCCGACAAAUGCAAACGGAAAGUGCAACCGAAGAAGUUCCGGCUAGACCGUGGACCCUACCUUUCCCAACUGGACUACCAAUCUCGUCUGCAGUUCCAAGCACCAGCUCUGAGGUUACCCCUCACCAGCAUUAUAUGCACCGUUGGACCCUCAUCCAGCCAGCCCGAAGUUCUCCUUAAUCUCAUUCAUGCUGGGAUGAAGGUGGUCCGAUUGGACUUCUCCCACGGCACCCACGAAUGCCAUUGCCAGGCAAUCCAGGCGGCACGUAAAGCCAUCGCCAUGUAUGUGGAGGAAACGGGUCUUCCCAGAUGCUUGGCCAUUGCCCUGGACACCAAGGGUCCAGAAAUCAAUCCACAGGGUGUACCUGUUGAUUUAAACGCCAUAACCGAGCAAGACAAACUGGAUCUCAAGUUUGGGGCGGAUCAGAAGGUGGACAUGAUCUUCGCGUCGUUCAUCCGCGAUGCUAAAGCUUUGCAAGAAAUUCGCCAGGCACUGGGUCCAUCAAGUGAGCACAUAAAGAUCAUUUCCAAGAUAGAAAGUCAACAGGCUCUGGCGAACAUAGAUGAGAUAAUCCGCGAAUCCGAUGGCAUAAUGGUGGCCCUUGGGAAUAUGGGCAACGAAAUAGCACUGGAGGCUGUACCGCUGGCCCAGAAAUCGAUCGUGGCCAAGUGUAACAAAGUUGGAAGGCCUGUGAUCUGUGCCAAUCAAAUGAUGAAUUCGAUGAUAACCAAGCCACGUCCCACACGCGCCGAAUCUUCUGAUGUGGCAAACGCAAUCUUGGAUGGUUGUGAUGCCCUUGUGUUGUCUGAUGAAACGGCCAAGGGUAAGUACCCGGUGCAAUGUGUGCAGUGCAUGGCCAGAAUCUGCGCCAAGGUGGAGUCGGUUUUAUGGUACGAGAGCCUUCAGAACAACCUCAAGAGCGAAGUCCGGAUCAACGCCGCCGAUCACAUCUCGGCGGUAAGCACGGCAAUUGCAGAAGCGGCUACGGUGAGUCAGGCUCAGGCAAUAGUGGUGGCCAGUCCGUGCUCCAUUGUGCCCCAGAUGGUCAGUCAAAUGAGGCCGCCCUGUCCCAUCGUUUUGCUCACCGGCUGCCCACAUAAGGCCGCUCACUCCUUGCUCUUUCGUGGCGUUUACCCACUCCUUGUCAAGGAAAUGGUUUAUGGCAGCGUGAACUACUGUCGCAUCAUGCAAGCGGGCUUAAAGAUAUUGGCCAAGUUGGACAUCCUGGAGCCAGGUCGAAGGGGAACUUUGGUGCUGGUCAAUGCUAUGUCGGCAGACAAGCUCACCUUCCGGAUGUUCACUUUUGCACAGCCAACUGAGAAAGAGCGAGAAGAAGAACGCUGCCGAAAGUUGGACAGGAAGCAGCGAUGCAAGGAAAUGUCUCAAAAUAAUUCUUGUCCAAAUGCAAAGAGCAGUAAGUCUGAAAAAUCUAUAAAGUCCGAUGAAAAGGACGGUACCAGUUCAAAAAAAGAAUUUCCUAAGGACGAAGAAGUUUCGAAAUGUUUACAGUUAGGAAAUCAAAUUCAGCAGAAACGAGGUGAAGAUUCUGUUAUGAACGAAGAAAAGGAACAUCUCUGUUCAAAGAAAUCAAAAGAAUGUCCCAAGAAGGACAACGUGGACUUGAAGUGCUUACAGCUGAAAAAGGAAAGACAAGCUCAAAUGGAAGCUAAGUUGAAAAAGACGGAUGAACUUAAAAAGGAGAAAGAAGAAAAUAAAGCCAUGAAGCCCGAUAAAAAGGAUGGUUCCAAUUCAAAGAAAGAACGUCCUAACCACAAAGAAAUCUGGAAAUGUUUACAGCUAGAAAAGAAGCGGAGUGAAGAUUUUGUAAUGGCCAAAGAAAAGGAAUAUCUAUGUUCAAAAAAAUCAAAAGAGUGUCCCAAUAAGGACGACGAGUCCUUGAAGUGCUUACAGCUGAAAAAAGAAAGACAAGCUCGAGCGACAGCUGAGAUGAAACAGAAGGCAGAACUUAAACAGAAGAAUAGUUUAAGCCAUAAGAAAGGAGGCAAUAAGGCACCAAAAUGCAACAAACUUAAAAAACAAAGUCAAAAGAAUGGGUGCAGAGUAGUAAAAAUUUCGAGGACAUCUGAAGAGGAUAAUUAUAUACCGAAGAAAGAAUUUCCUAGGGAAGACAAUAAGAUCUUCAAUAUAGAAAGGGCUCGAAAGGCUCAGCCAAAAACUUUUGUCAAACACAGUGAAGAGUCGGUAAAGUCUUGGGAUAUUGUACUCGAAAACUGCAAGACCGAUAAACGCAAAAACCGCAAGACAGGAAAACUAAAAAACUUUAAGACAGUAAAACUUGAAAACUGCAAAAUAACAAAUCUUAAGAAGCGCAAAACGAUCAAGCUCGAAAAUUGUAAGCAGCCGCGAAGAGUUAUGAAAAGAACUAAUCUUACUAAAAAGGCGUGAAUAUGUAUGAUUCAAGUAUGAAGAUACAAUGGUUUUUGUGUCAAGGGUGUAAUAAUGGCCGUAAGAAACGUUCUCUAUUGAUUUAUCGCAAAUUAAUAAAGGCGUGUUCACAAUACAAAUCGUAAAAGGUAGAAAGGUGAAUAUUUGUUGUUAAAAUCCGGUUUUGAAAUUGAAUUUAGUUAAAAUUUUAGAAAUUUUUU